Asterias rubens (European starfish) is the source of this 2001-nucleotide messenger RNA. RefSeq names its product cytochrome P450 3A13-like. The transcript has 14 exons. Gene Ontology annotation, molecular function: heme binding; oxidoreductase activity, acting on paired donors, with incorporation or reduction of molecular oxygen; steroid hydroxylase activity. The record is from RefSeq and is a predicted model, not a curated record. Lineage: Eukaryota; Metazoa; Echinodermata; Asteroidea; Forcipulatida; Asteriidae. Bases 256 to 1824 code for a protein of 522 amino acids.
CAAGCGAAAGUACAUGUACUCAAUAUUGUUGUAUGCUUUACUGCGUUCCGGAAAACUGACCACGGCGGAAGACUGAAACCGCCACACCUGGACGCGACUAGAAAAGAAGGGGGGAAAAAAACCCGACUAAAGCAGUGAUAAGCGUGAGUUUGACUGCACGAAGAGAACGGACCUCUUGCAACAGUUUUUUUCAGGAAAAGUUUCUCCAUUCGUUCGGAGGUGAGGCACAUUCGAACCCUUUCUUUGCAGAGUUUCAUGAUGGAUAUCCUGAGAGGCAUUGAACAGUCGUCGGUUACCACGAAGCUAGUUAUUGCAGUGGUUGUCUUGUUUUUGGUAUACGAUUGGUGGUGUCAUCAGUAUUUUCAGCGUCGUGGCAUACGUGUCGGGUCCUACCUACCAGUGAUAGGCAGCCUACAUCAGAUACGAAAAGGUUUUGGAUGCAGGUUUCCUGAGUAUACUACGAAGUACGGGAGGGUGUUUGGGUGGUACAUGUUUCGAAAGACUAUGCUUGUCGUAACGGAUGCUGACAUCAUCAAGCAGAUUGUGGUCAAAAAUUUCUCCAGUUUUACCAACCGUAAGGCGAGUUCUCCGGAACCCGGAAUCUUUAACAAGCACUUAAUAAAUUUGCAAGAUGAAGAGUGGAAGGAAGUUAGAUCGGUCGUCACACCGGCAUUCAGCGCCGUCAAAAUGAGAACGAUGUCCUUUAUGAUCAAUGAAUGUUGUGACACUAUGCUGAAUAAUAUCGACAUGGCAGCAGUGAAGGAAGGAAGUAACAUCAACUGCAAAGAUUUGUACGGCGGUUUAACUAUGGACACGGUAGCGUGGUGUUGUUUCGGGCUGAAAAUAGACUCACAAUUAACGAAAGAACAUGAGUUUGUAGUCAACGCCAAGAAAGCAUUCAAGUCGAGUGAGUCAGUCAUACAUCAAGUGGUUCUUGACAUGUUCCCAAUGUUGAGACCAGUGUUAACUUACUUCAAUGCUGGAGCAAUUACCAACGACGUGGCAAACUUCUUCGAAACAGUGACGAGUGAAUCAUGCAAACUUCGCGAAGAGCAGGGAGACGACUUGGACACGUCUAAGAACAUUGACAUGUUGCAAUUAAUGCUAAAUGCACACAACGAAGCUCCAGAGCCAGCAGAUGACCUCAAUGGAAACGUCAAUGGAAACGGGCUUCACAACAUGAAACGCAAGAGGGCGCUAACAAACACCGAAGUCACAGCCCAGGCCAUACUCUUCUUCUUGGCAGGGUACGAGACAACGAGUUCCUUGCUCGGCUUUGCCUCGUACCUUCUCGCCCUCAACCCAGACGUACAAGAUAAACUCUAUGCUGAGAUCCAAGAUAAAGCCCCAAGUCGUGACGUCAUAGGCUAUGACGUAGUUAACAAGAUGACGUACCUCGAUAUGGUAAUUUGUGAGUCUCUGCGUGUCUACCCACCAAUUGGAAGAUUCGCACGCAUCUGUAACAAGACGUUUUCUUACAAUGGCCUGACCAUAGAGAAGGGAGUGACUGUGUUUAUGAACGUUUGGGGUAUACAUCGUGACGAGCAGUAUUGGCCGGAGCCAGACAAGUUUGAUCCGGAGAGAUUCAGUCCAGAGAGAAAACCGUUAAUCCAGGCUUGCACGUACGUGCCGUUCGGCUUUGGACCGCGUAACUGCAUUGGUAUGCGAUUUGCCUUGUUGGUGGCCAAGAUGGCGCUGGUCCGUGUGCUGCAGAAGUACCGCUUAGAUGUGUGUCCAGAAACAAAGAUUCCGCUCAAUCUUUGCGAGGCUACAUUCUCAGCUCCUAAAGACGGCAUCAAACUUCGAGCUGUCACCAGAAAAUAAUUAGAGCGAUCGAAAACACCAGCGAUCAACCUUUCUAUUGUUGAUAUACAAAUUGAGCUGGGUGGCAUGGGCGACCGGAUGCUAGUUAAACGUUCAAUUUGUGUUAAAGGUAGUGGACACUAUUGGUAAUUACUCAAAAUAAUUAUUGGCAUAAAACCUUACUUGGUGACGAGUAAU